Molecule: messenger RNA, 11801 nt
Organism: Hemicordylus capensis (graceful crag lizard)
Lineage: Eukaryota; Metazoa; Chordata; Lepidosauria; Squamata; Cordylidae
Gene: RALGAPA2
Product: Ral GTPase activating protein catalytic subunit alpha 2
Exons: 40
Coding region: 644-6568 (1974 amino acids)
Biological process (GO): regulation of small GTPase mediated signal transduction; positive regulation of GTPase activity
Cellular component (GO): cytoplasm; nucleus
Molecular function (GO): GTPase activator activity
Source: RefSeq, a predicted model, not a curated record
GCCGCCACCACCAGCACGCAAGACCUCCGCAAGCCGGCUGCCAAGACUACACCUCCGAGCAUGCCCCGCGCCCACAUAGUUCUAAAAUGGCCGCCCUCCCAGCACCCUGGACUUUGUAGUUCUAAGAGAGACAGAUGCGCUACCAUCAGAUGGGGCUGAAGCGAGGCGGGCAUUUGUUGGUUCCUCCUUUGUGCCUUUUCCCCUUCCCGUGCCGCGAGCCUGAAAGAAGGAGAUCGGGGGGACAGCCACAGCCCGCGCCUCGUUAUCCCGCGCGGCGGCAAGGCCGAGAGAAGGCGGCGCUUUUGUCCCCAUUCCCCCAGGCCCCAGCAGCGGGUGCUGCCCGGCCGUGGUCACCCGCCACGCCCCGCCCAGUCGCCGCGGCAGCGCCCGCCCCCUUCCCGAGGGAGCUUUCGCAGCAGCAGCCGCCUCCCCCCCCACCCCACUGAGCGCCUGUCUCAGCUCGUGUCCUCCUAGGCGGGCAGUGGUGGAAGAGGAGAGGAAGGAGGACCUUUGGCUCGCGGGGCUGCCCCCGCCCUUGCCCUUCAGACCCCGUGGCGGCGGGAGUCUUUGGCCGGGUGGGCGGUGGCGGUAGCCGCAGCAGCAGCAGCAGCAGCUCCAGCACUAAUUCACAUAAACCCUCAAGAUGUUCUCGCGGAGGGGUCACGCCGAUGUCAAGAAGUCCACGCAAAAGGCGCUGGACCCGCGGAAGGACGUCCUCACUCGCCUCAAACAUCUCAAGGCACUAAUGGAUGCCGUGGAUGGAAGUGAGCUUAAGCAGUUUUUUGAGAUUAACUAUUCUCAAAUUUAUUUUAUCUUCUAUGAAAAUUUCAUAACACUGGAAACUAGCUUGAAACAAAAAGGAAAUAAAUCACAAAGGGAGGAGCUGGACUCUAUUCUCUUUCUUUUUGAAAGAAUAUUACAACUAUUACCAGAAAGAAUUUUCUGCCGAUGGCAUUUUCACAGCAUAGGGUCAGUUUUGAAGAAACUUUUGCACACUGGAAACUGUCUUAAGAUAAGAUGUGAAGGAAUCAGGUUAUUUCUCCUCUGGCUGCAAGCUCUCCAGACAAAUUGUGCAGAAGAGCAACUGUUAACAUUUGCUUGCCUUGUACCUGGUUUCCCUGCCGUGAUGUCCUCAAGAGGUCCAUGUACACUGGAUACCCUCCUUAGUGCUCCUCCCAGUCUGCCAGAUGCAAAGAUUUUUCCUGAGGAAAUAGCCCCACUUUUACCACAUGCUUCUGGUGAAAAGAUUGCUGAGGACCCUACUUGCUACUUUCUUCAGAUAUUGUUAAAAUAUAUGGUUAUCCAGGCUGCAAGCUUGGAAUGGAAGAAUAAGGAGAACCAUGAUACUGGUUUUAAAUUUCUCUUUGCCUUGUUCAGAAAGUAUUAUCUUCCGCAUUUAUUUCCAUCUUUUACAAGACUAACCAACCUGUAUAAACCUGUGCUUGACAUCCCUGGCCUCCGACCCAAACCAGCAUAUGUUAGUGCAACUUGUAACAAUGAAAACUUUUAUAGCACAAAAAUACCAUACAUGGCUGCUCGUGUAGCCUUUAUAAAAUGGCUUGUAAACUUUUUUCUGGAAAAGAAGUACUUCACAGCAACACAGAAUUCUAAAAAUGGAGGAGAAGUCCUGCCCAGAAUCAUUCAAACGGUGGGCGGUGCAAUACAAGAUAAAAAUCCUGAAAUGGAGAACAAUGUCCCAUCUGAUCAGGAGAAAAGCCAUUCAAACAAUAGCAUGCUGUAUGAAAGGAAGUUAAGCAAUUCCAGCUUUUGUAACAUCGAAGAACAACACCGUGCAGUGUAUGAGAUGGUGCAGCAAAUUCUUUUGUCUACACGAGGUUAUGUCAACUUUGUCAAUGAAGUAUUUCGUCAGGCUUUUUUACUACCUUCAUCAGAGAUAUCUUUAACCGAAAAAGUAGUGAAGGUAUAUAGGAAGUGGAUACUGCAGGAGAAGCCUGUGUUCAUGGAAGAACCAGAUAUGAAGGAAACUGUCCAAGAUGAGGAUGGCAUCUUGGAUCAUUCGACAACAGAGACAGACAGCAAACAUCUUUCAUCUGGCCACUCUGGACAUAAAAGAUCCUCCAGUUGGGGAAGAACACACUCCUUCUCUAGUGCUGUUAGCAGAGGAUGUAUAUUAGAAGAUGAAAACAAGAAUGUUAAAGCAGGUGUUCAAGCAACACUACAGGUAUUUUUGACAAACUCUGCAAAUGUAUUUUUACUGGAACCAUGUACUGAAAUACCUGCACUCCUGAAGGAGCACAUCGAUGCUUGCAAAGCAGUUCUGAGUAUAUUUAGGCGCAUGAUAAUGGAACUUCCAAUGAAUAAAAAGACCUGGGAGCAAAUGCUACAAAUUCUUCUCAGGAUAACAGAAGCUGUCAUGCACAAACCAAAAGAUAACCAAAUUAAGGAUAUGUUUGCUCAAAGUUUAGCUGGAUUGCUAUUCCGGACUCUUAUCGUGGCUUGGGUCCGAGCAAAUCUGAGUGUUUAUAUUUCUCGAGAACUCUGGGAUGAAUUGCUGCGUGUACUGUCAUCCCUUACUGACUGGGAAGAGCUAAUAACUGAAUGGGCUAACAUUAUGGAUUCUCUAACAUCUGUUUUAGCGAGAACAGUGUAUGGUGUUGAAAUGACCAGUUUGCCACUGGAUAAGUUAAGUGAGCAAAAAGAGAAAAUACAAAGAGGAAAAGGUGGUAUUUUGGGACCUCAGAAGACAGCUGCAGUUGGAAGAUCAUUUUCUUUAAGCUGGAGAAAUCAUCCUGAAGUUGUGGAACCAAUGAGGUUCAGGAGUGCUACUACCUCAGGAGUACCAGGAGUUGAGAAAGCAAGGAAUAUAGUGCGCCAAAGAGCAACAGCUAAGCGAAGCCAGUCUAUCAGCAACUGUGCUCAUCUCUAUGAGGCUUUGCCAACCACUAAAAGUGUACCUCUUCUCCUUCAUACUGUGAGCUCUCUCUUACCUGGUAUCUCUUAUGCUUACUACUCUCACACGCUUUCAGAAGUUGAAGAAUAUCCACAAUCAGAAAAUGGAACAGGAACUGAAUACCAGCAAUCAGAAAACUUAGCAGGAACCGAAUAUAAUGGUCCAUUUUUAGAUCAGGAGCAAUUAACUCGAAGCAGUAGCACCUCUGAUAUCAGAGACCAAUGCAAUUCUGAUGUUUUUCAAGUUAGAAAAACAGAGAGCUCACAAAACCUAACUUCAGAUUCUAAAUCUAUUCAAGAAACAAAGGGAAUUAUGAACAAGGAAGAUACAUGCCAAGAAGUGGGCAAUUGUCCAAAUGAAUUAGAUUUCAGAGCAGACAUGCAGCAGUCACAUGGAAGUCACAAAGAAAAAGAAAAGAGUGAAAGUGUUACUAGUGAUACAUCCAUUGGAUACAAUAAUGAAGUAGACAUCACUUUGAGUCCCUGGCAAGUAUGUGAAGAAAAUAAUUACAUCAGCAUGCCAGCUGAUAUUUCCGUUGACACAGAUGCACAGCACUGGUUGAAUUUGAGUCCGUCAGAUGCUACAAAUAUGACAGACAGCAGUGAGUUCCUUGCUGAUGACUGCAGUAUAAUUGCUGGAGGGAAUCUUAUAGGCUGGCAUUCUGAUUCUGCUGCUGUGUUAUGGCGAAGAAUAUUGGGAAUUCUUGGAGAUGUGAACAAUAUCCAGUCUCCUAAAAUACAUGCCCAAGUUUUUGAAUAUCUCUACGAACUGUGGUACAAAUUAGCAAAGAUAAGAGACAAUCUUGCUAUCAGUCUGGAUAAUCAGUCUACUCCCUCUCCUCCUGUUUUAAUUCCACCACUCAGAAUAUUUGCAUCAUGGCUGUUCAAAGCUACAACCUUACCGGAUGAAUAUAAAGAAGGGAAGCUAUGCGCAUACAAAUUGAUCUGUGCCAUGAUGACCAGGCGCCAAGAUGUUGUGCCAAAUCCUGACUUCCUGGUGCAUUUUUAUCUUGUCAUGCACAUUGGCUUAACUAGUAAAGAUCAGGAUAUUCUGAAUACAGUCAUAAGGCACUGCCCCCCUUCCUUUUUCUUCCUGGGCUUACCUGGCUUCACACUACUGAUAGGAGACUUCAUAACAGCCGCAGCCAGAGUUCUAAGUACAAACAUGUUGGAGGCUCCUCGUUUAGAAGCUCAUACCAUUCUAGGUUCUCUGGUUUGCUUCCCUAAUCUCUACCAAGAAAUCUCACUAUUGCAACCCAUUGCUGAAGCAGAAAUCAUCACAGGAACUGCAGAUAUCAAAUGUUACCUCAUAAAUAUUCUUUUGAAGAAUGCUGCAGAUGAACCAAGUGAAGCUUCAAGGUGUUUAGCUCUUUGCUGUCUUGGACUUUGGCUAUGUGAAGAACUAGUGCAAUGUACAAACCAUUCUCAAGUAAAGAAUGUGAUAAAUGUUUUAGGUGUGACACUGAAGUUUUCUAACAAACAGAUAGCCCAGGUAGCAUGUGAUGUCUUCCAACUGUUGACGUCUUAUUGGGAAAAACUUGAGAAAUACAAAUCUUUUCUACCCAGAAAAAUUAUUGAAAUCCUUGUUGCCACCAUUGCAUUUCUGUUGCCUAGUGCAGAGUACUCCUCUGUGGAAAGUGAUAAAAAGUUUAUAGUUUCAUUAUUACUUUGCUUGUUGGAUUGGUCUGUAACUUUACCAGUGAAAAUGCUGCUGGAGCCUAUACUUACUUCUAGUCUUGAGGAUCAAUGUUCUUCUAAAGCUCCAUUGCUUGAUUACAUCUAUAGGGUUCUGCAUAGUUGUAUUCAUGGUUCUAACACAUAUACACAGCAAAGCCAUUAUCUUUUAAGCCUGGCAGACCUUUCCAGUGAUGACUAUGAUCCAUUUUUGCCACUAGGAAAUGUCAGAAAUUCUGAACCCUUGCAGUUUCAGUCUUCUGCAGAUUUAAACAAUUUGCUUACUGUUGCUGAAGAAAGGAGGAGGAGGAGUUUGGAGUUAAUACCUUUAACUGCACGAAUGAUUAUGGCACAUCUAGUAAACAAUUUGGGUCAAUAUCCCCUCAAUGGAGGACCUGCAGUUCUUCACAGCCUUAUUUGUGAGAAUCACAGCAACUCUUAUGUGGAAUCUUCUGAACUGUCUUCUGAAGUCUUCAGAAGCCCAAACUUACAGCUCUUUGUAUUUAAUGACAGUACUCUUAUAUCUUAUCUUCAGAUUCCUUCAGAAAAGGUGUUAGAUGAUGAACUUGUAAGAACUCUCUCAGAAGUAAGAGUAAUUGUAAGAGAUAUCUCAGGAAAGUAUUCAUGGGAUGGUGGGCUAAUGCAUGGACCAUUAGCUGGCUGUCUAUCAAAUCAAAAUAAAAGAAAAUCCACUGAAGUACUGGACAAUCAUAAACAGAAUUUUGAAUCUCUAAUAGACUCUGUUCAAAUGUAUGAAGGAGAAGAUGCUCUUGAUAAAUUGCUAGAGAGGAUUAGUAACAGUAGUCCUGAGUGCCUUUUACGUCCACAGCUGCAGUUAAACGAGCCUUCACCAUCACCAUUUGUCAUGAGCUGUGACCAGGAGAAUGAUAUCUUAGAAGCAAUAAUGCAACAGAGUUGCAUAGAAAAUGAUUAUGUAAAUGGAUGCAGUUUGAAUCUUAGUAUAAAAGUUGAAAGUCAGAAGCCACCAAGGCCUGCUCAGCCCCAAGCACCAUUUCAUUUAUGCAGACUUUUGCUAAAUGACUUAGGAAUGAAUUCCUGGGAUAAAAGAAAAAGCUUUCAUCUACUGAAGAAAAAUUCUAAAUUGUUGAGAGAACUGAAAAAUUUGGACUCUAGGCAGUGCCGUGAAACUCAUAAGAUUGCAGUAUUUUAUAUUGCUGAAGGACAAGAAGAUAAAUGUUCAAUAUUGUCCAAUCCGAAAGGAAGCCAAGCAUAUGAAGAUUUUGUUGCUGGACUAGGUUGGGAGGUUGAUCUUUCAACUCACUGUGGAUUUAUGGGUGGUCUGCAGCGCAAUGGCAGCACGGGGCAAACAGCACCAUAUUAUGCUACUUCUACUGUGGAAGUGAUUUUCCACGUAUCAACACGAAUGCCAUCUGACUCAGAUGACUCACUGACCAAAAAGCUUCGUCACUUGGGAAAUGAUGAGGUUCAUGUUGUCUGGUCUGAACACACCAGGAAUUAUCGCAGGGGCAUUAUACCAACAGAUUUUGGAGAUGUUUUAAUUAUUAUUUAUCCAAUGAAGAAUCACAUGUUUUUCAUAGAGAUCAUGAAGAAACCAGAGGUGCCAUUUUUUGGUCCAUUAUUUGAUGGAGCAAUAGUGACUUCAGAACUGCUCCCAAAUCUUAUACGGGCCACAUGCAUCAAUGCCAGCAGAGCUGUGAAGUCCCUUAUAACUCUCUAUCAGAGCUUUUAUGAAGAAAGAGCUCUGUAUCUUGAAGCAAUAAUCCAGAAUCACAAAGAAGUCAUGACAUUUGAGGAUUUUGCUGCUCAGGUCUUCUCUCCCUCUCCCAGUUACUCCCUCAGUGGAUGUGGCUGUCUCACUACAAGUCUGAGUGCUGAUCUUACUGCCUCUGUAGGGACAGAAUCAGCAGAGCAGAUGUCACCCAUCCUAACAGGCGCCACAAAAAACAGGCUCUCUGGGAAGCUGCGGCGCUCUUCCAGUGCUCUUGGCAAAUCUUCAACUUAAAGCACUUUCAAGAUUGGAAACCAUUUUUGAAAACAUUUCUUUGGAAAUCUCUUCCAUUAAAUCAUUUAUUGUGAUCAAUGGAACUGUGGUAACACUGGAGACUGCAUAAUGAAGUAUUUUUUGCUAUGAAAUUAUGGUUCCUUAAGUUUCAAAUGUAAAUGUUCACAUUGAUCACCUGAAUUAUGCAAUAUGCAUUUCACUUGAUAAUUUCUGCUAUAGGAGCAAUGAUCAGGAACUCUUUCAACAAGGUUACCAUUUUAGUGUGAUAAGUUACUUAUUUUAUUCUUAUUUUACUCUAGCUGCUAUUGCACGUCACAUGAAGCAGUUGCAGAACAAUAACUGAAACACACCUAAUCUUCUGAUUCUGAUAUUCCAUUAUAAUUAACUUUUAAUAUGCUAGGUGAAAGCUUAUUUUCACUGUUGAUGAUGAAGAACUCGUUUGAGCCAGUGAAGCAUUUUUGAGAUCCACCAAUGACAGUGGGGAAGUGAGCAUGUACUUAAAUCUCUCCCACUGAAGGCAAUGGAACUUAACAAUGUUGUAAUGUGUUUCAGGAUGGCUGAAUUGUGCCCAGACCUUUUUUUAAAGGAUGAAUGCAUUAUUCUGCUUUUCAGUAUCACUUCAAACAUUCUAUUUCCUUUCCAUUAUUUAUUUCCAAAGAUAGUUCUUGUGCACAUAACAAAGAAUCCUUUACUUUUCUGAGCUACGUAUUAUAUAGGAAGAUACUGAUAAUCCAAAUAAAAAGCAAGAAUUAGAAUUAAGUUGCUUGGUUAGUUUUUUUUUUUUUUUUAAUUUAUUUUAUGUGCAAGAUGUAGGCCUGGAUCCAAAAAAAAUGUGAGCACUAAGAGAAAAUGACUUUGUGCUGUUCCAUGAACUCUUGUGCAUUAGUGGAAGACUUCUUGCAGUACUGAGCCAUACUAUGUAUGGAAGUUGUGUUACGAUCCAAGAAACAUGGUGAAUACGGAAAAUACAUGUAGCAUAUAAACUCUCAAAUAAGCCAUAAAAAGGUUUUGCAAAGAAUUUGCAUGCAACACUCUGCUAAAUAAGAAACAACCCUUCCAUGAAUGGAAAAGGCUUCUAGAGCUUUUGGAUCCAAGCUGUACAUAUGCCAUGUAAAAUCUUACUCUGUGAAAGUUAAAGAUGGCACAUAUUAGCAUAUUCAGAGAACCAGCCCAGAGUUCUUAUUUCUCAAUAUUUUUCAUCAUGAACCAAAGUUAGUUACUAAUUUGCAACAUGAUUAGCUGCUGUUGUCUGAUUUAAUCAUGUCUAAAAGUACGUGCUACUGGAUACAUACAGGAUGGCUAGUUAAUUGGCUAUCUGGGAAAAUGUGGAUCUACAGCCUAGCAAGGCUAUUCUUGUGAAAUCAGUCCAGAAUAACUACAUGCCCAGAACAACGUUGGUUCAGCCCUGGCAUGUAUUUCAUGCAUUCUGCAGGGUUUGAGACCAUAUUCAGGCUUGUACACCUUCCUCACCAGGCUUAAAUUAGUGUCAACUGCAGCCUACACAAUUAAAUUCUUGUGGAAGUAGGCCCUGUUCUCCAUGCUUUUUUAUAUAAAGCUACUGGGUCAGCUCAUCCAGAGAUCCAGCCAUCUAAUCCCAGGGAGGCAGUAAGAAAGCCAAGGGUUUGAAAGCAAUUUUGGAUGGAAUGAGGGCAAACAGACUGAAAUUUAAUACAGACACAAUGGAGGGACUAGGGGAUGGAAACUCUGAUUAUAUGGGUGGAGGAGUUUUCUGGAUGGAGUAGCACCUCCCCCUAAAGGAACAAGUAUGCAGCUUGGGGAUGCUUUUGGAUAUAGUUUUGUCCCUGGAUGCCCAAGUGACCACUGUGGCCAGAAGCACCUUUCACCAACUUUGGUUGGGGCACCAAUGGCAUCCCUACCUUGAAAGAGCAGACUUGACAACAGUUAUUCAUGCAUAUAUUACAUUCAGACUAGAUUCCUGUAAUGUGCUCUGUAUGGUGCUGCUUCUGAAGACUGUUAGAAAGCUUGACUGAAAAAUAGUCAUAAAUGCCACUGUUAGACUAAUAGGAACAUAGGAAGCUGCCAUCUACUGAGUCAGACCAUUGGUCUAUCUAGCUCAGUAUUGUCUUCACAGACUGGCAGCAGCUUCUCCAAGGUUGCAGGCAGGAAUCUCUCUCAGCCCUAUCUUGGAGAAGCCAGAGAGGGAACUUGGAACCUUCUGCCCUUCCCAGAGCGGCUCCAUCCCCUGAAGGGAAUAUCUUUCAGUGCUCGCACAUUUAGUCUCCCAUUCAUAUGCAACCAGGGUGGACCCUGCUUAGCUAAGGGGACAAGUCAUGCUUGCUACCACAAGACCAGCUCUCUUUUCUAGUAGCAGGAGCAAAUUGUUGGGAACAUAUUACAUCUAUUUUGCUGUAGUUACACUGGCUUCCAGGUAGCUUGUGGGUUGAAUUUAAUGUGCUGAUCUUGGCCUUUAAUCUCCUUUACAACAUGGGACCAAGUUACCUUAAGGACCACCUGCUCCUAUAUCAGCCUGUUGAACCUCUGCGAUCUGUCACCAAAGUCCUGCUCUCUGACCCCGCCAUGUAUUGAGAUGCUUUGGGUUGGUACCAGGAACACGAACAUUUCAGUUUUUGCCCUAUAAUAAUGGAGGAGGAGAACUAGUCUUGUGGUAGCGAGCAUGAAUUGCUCCCUUUGCUAAGCAGGGUCCACCCUGGGUUGCAUUUGAAUGGGAGACUAUGUGCAUAAGCACUGUAAGAUAUUCCCCUUAGGGAAUGGGGCUGCUCUGGGAAGAGCGUCUGCAUGCUUGCAUGCAGAAGCUUCCAUGUUCCCUCCCUGGCAUCUCCAAAUAGAGCUGAGAGAGACUCUUGCCUGCAACCUUGGAGAAGCUGCUGCCAGUCUGUGUAGACAAUACUGAGCGUGAUGGACCUAUGGUCUGACUCAGUAUAUGGCAGCUUCCUAUAGAACUCGCUGCCCACAGAGAUUUGAGUGGCCCCCCUCACAUUCUAUUCUUAAAAUAAAAUUGAAGACCUUUUUUUUAAUUUGUUUUAAAAUACUUUCUCUAUAGGAAAUAAGUUGUUAUUUGUAUGCUCUCUCCCUGGACUUUGCCAUUUUACUGCUAUCGCUUUUGCUACAGCUAACUGUGAUAAUAGUUGCUAUGCUUCUUUUCUUAAUUUGUUCUUAUAAGUUGCAUUGAGUUUUUAUGGUUGCAUUUGAGUUGCAUUGAGUUUUUAUGGUGGGGUGGAAGCAAGACAAAUAUCCAUAAAAUAAAUAGUAUAGCGGCAGAGCCAUCUGAAGGGGGGCAGUUCCACUCAGCCAAUUCCCAGGUAAGUGAGUAUAAGAUUACAGCCUUCCUGCCCCGGGAAGAGUCCUUUGGAUGCCCAUGUGCAGUGGGGGAAUGUAUACAAGCCUGAACAUGCCUCCUACACUCGGCUAUAUGUAUAAAUUACAUGCCAGGGCUGUGUGUGAAUCAGCCUUAUCUUCAUGCUCUGCAUGUAGCUUGGAACCCUGUGUGUGGGGCCAAUCAUACUGGUCCUUCCCAUUCAGCCAUUGCCAAAACAAUCAUGUGGAAAGGGCCCAUGCAGUUGGCCCCAGCCAUCGGGCUGCAGGCUUCCAACACGAAUGCAGUAGCUAGGGAAGCUCUCCCAUCACUGCAGCAAGGUAUGAAGCAGCCCUCUGCAAGCAGGAGCAGAGCAACUGGCCCUGUUCACCCUCAGCAUAGCCUCCCUCCAGUGGCUGUGACUGACGUUGACCUUGUGUUUCUUUUUAGAGGGUAAGCUCUUUGGGGACAGGAAACCAUCUUCUCAUUCUUAUUUUUCUAUGUAAACCACUUUGAGAACUCUCUUGUUGAUCAGUGGUAUAUAAAUAGUAGUAGAUUGCUUGGCUUACUAAUGUUACAUUUUUAUGGCCAUAAAUUUGGUUUUGUAACACUCAGUUGGGUGUAGGGAACACUAAUAUAAACAGUGAUUUAAAUAUUAAGACAAAGAGUUAAUCCUUUUUUCUAUUGGUGUGAAAGGAAAAUCAAAAAAUUAUUUUGGUUUGAUUUAAGUGAAUGUAGAACAUGCUACUUCUUGGUAUGCAUGACUUGGAUCAAGUACAUUAGUGUUAUGUUGCUGAACUAUGUUAUAUUGUGUUUUGGAGAUAUAAACAUUAUCUAAGUGUUUUGCACAGCAAAAACUAUUAAGUGAUUAAGGGUUUGGGGAGAAUCAUGCAUUAAACACACACACACACACACAACCACAAAGGGAAUUUGAGUUAAAAUUUGUUGAAAUUUGACCAUCUCCCACCCCGUGUUUCCAACACAUAUUAAGCUUUGAUGCAAUAAAAGCAAUGCUAUUUGGGACCAAUAUUGUUAGUGUGGCUCUGGUGCUGCCUGUAGCACACACAGAACUUGCCCUGACACUGAAGUGGAUACUAAUUCAUACCACUUAAGUGUAUGUUUUGGAAACACAGAGUCUUGGACCAGACCCACUUUCAUUAUCACUGAGCUGACUUUAGUCAGCUGCUGCUUCCAUGAGUUGAAUGCCCUCAUUACUCUUCUGAUUAUGUGUUAGUUGAUAGUUGUUGAACUAUCUUAGUGGAUUGUGAGAUUGGGUUGCUUGGCCAGUAAGAAGGAGGGAGAACAAACUUGUAUCUUGUCCCUGUACUUGUCUUUUUGUUCUCAGGCCAGCUUUAACAGUCUAUGUCUGAUGUAGAACUUAUUCGGUUUUCUGUUUAAUACUAAAAUGCAAUAUUAAACUGUAAUAUAAUGUUUAUCUUAACCUGAAGGGAUUUUCUUCCCCUUAAAAUUUGAGAUAUAGGCCCCAAUGACAACUGUUUUUUGUUUUUAAAUCUUAAACCUUGUGAGUAUAUUAAUUUAGGGUCUGUACAUUCACAUUUGACAUUUUUUAUUUAUUUGUUAAAAAUGAGAGCUACUGAUGGUCAUAUUUUAAUGAUAUUAAUAUACAAAACAAGUAAUAAAAAUAGGUUGCAACUAGAAUCAAGUAAUUGUGUGAGCACCAAGGAAUGUACUAUUUGAGACACUCUCUCCAAAUUAGACACCCAACUUAUUUCUCUCAGUAUGAAAUUUACAUUCUUCCAGCUAACUACAGGCAACAUUUUAACACUACUGAUGACUGUUAUUUCCCUGACUGAAAUGCUCAUUGCUUUUUUGGGGCUAUGUUUACACACCCAAUUAGGAAAGCAAGCCUUGUAUACUUCAUAGCUCUGUGUGUAUUUUUUUUUUUUUUUAAUAGCUUGGAAGGAGAAUGACUGAAUUUAAUAAAAUCUGUUAUUUGUA